This is a messenger RNA of Rana temporaria (common frog), 1250 nucleotides long. RefSeq names its product claudin-8-like. Gene Ontology annotation, biological process: bicellular tight junction assembly; cell adhesion. Lineage: Eukaryota; Metazoa; Chordata; Amphibia; Anura; Ranidae. The transcript has a single exon. The record is from RefSeq and is a predicted model, not a curated record. The coding region runs from base 428 to 1147 and encodes 239 amino acids. Gene Ontology annotation, molecular function: structural molecule activity. Gene Ontology annotation, cellular component: bicellular tight junction; plasma membrane.
GCAAUAAUAAAUUGGCUGGUAGGGCACCAUUCUCCAGAACCUGCUUAAACUGAGACCUGAAUGAGAAGUAAACCUGAGAACAGUCAAGGAGAGCACACUGGAUAUUCAAAGAGAAGACACUGAGCAUCCAGAGAGAAGACACUGAACAGUCAAAGAGAAGCAGCUGGGCUACCAAUCUAAAUACUCAGUCCAAAGACAGGUCAGUGAACAUCUAAAGAAGAGACGUUAGGUAUCCAUAGAGAAGACAGUAAAUGUUCAAAAAAGGAGACACUGAACACUCCAAGAGAAGCCAUUAAAAACAAGGAUACUGAACAGAGCAAGAGACAGUGGUCAACACUUUUUUGAUUAUCAACAAUCAAAUUGAAAAUUUGCAAUUCUCCUUUCACAUAGAUCAUUUUCUUAGAAAAGACCCAAUCCUAGUGCCAUCAUGAUUCCUUGUAUAGUGCAGUCCAUUGGCAUGAUAUUGGGUGGCAUAGCCAUGAUUCUCACAAUUGCUGUCUGCUGGAUUCCCCAUUGGAGAGUGUCUAUUGUAGUAGAAAGUGAUGGCUAUGGCAAGCGCCUCGAUGGACAUUGGAUAAGCCGUUGGGAUGGGCUUUGGGUAACCUGCGUGAGGCAAAGCAACUAUCCAAUGUCUUGUCAAUCCUAUUCUGCAUCCAUUGGUCUGACUCCAGACCUGAAGCUUUCCAGAGUGCUUAUGGCCUUUGCAGUACUGGCAGCAGUUACUGGGUUUUUGAAUGGUCUUAUUGGCAUGCUGUUGAACAAGUGCUGCAGGAAGAACCUAGACAUCCGUCGCUGCCUGCUACUUUUGACUGGUAUCAGCUACAUCAUUGCUGGAAUUCUCGUUCUAAUACCUGUGACACUCGUAGCCGUCAACGUCAUGAAAGCCGUUUGCUUUUCCUAUUGUGAAAGUGUCCAGCAGCAAGAAAUUGGUGAGGCCGUCAUGCUCGGAUGGCCAACUGCCCUGCUCUUCUUCAUUGGAGGAUCCAUAUUUUGCUGGUACUACCCUUGUCAGUGCAGAAAUGGGAGGUGCAUCCCUCCAUCAGAGUGCCAGCUACAACCUCACCCUUGUCCAGAGGAGAAACCUCUAGCAACAGAACUCUGUGUCUUUAAAAUUCAUUCCAGGAACAAUGAAGAUCUAAGAAUAUAGAUACAUUAGAAGAAAAAUGAUUAAAGCAGCAAUAUUCUGUCCAACCGAUAACUAGUAUGUUAAAUAUAACUAAACAGCAUUCUUUAAAGUAUCGUUGAAGAAA